CGCAACACAGGCAUUCGUCAGUGACCGGAAAAGUCACAUCCGUGCUGAUACAGAUCACUGUCAAUGCUCUGAAGAUAACCCACAGCCCUCAAAUUCAAACCCAGUAACGGUCAACGACCUUCCUGCGGAGGUGCUGGUAUAUAUCUUCGAGAUCGUUCAGAUGAAACAUCGGCAGGACGGUUCUCGUGCAUGGGACAGUUACCCUUGGACGUAUGUCUCUUGGGUCUGCCGAUAUUGGAGAUGGAUCGCACACACCUCGCCCGCAUUAUUGACGACGGUAUGGAUCGAUGUGGGAGACCGGAAUUGGUGCAAACUCGCGUGGGUAGCAGCGUCCCUCGAACGAGCUGCAGGAGCGCUGCUUGAUGUUUCGGUCGUCCUAAGGCCAUCUGGCGUCGAGUCCUGGGACACCAUACGCGACCUUCUUCUACCCUCUGUCUCUGCCAUCCGCCGGUUCGUAUUCACCUUCUAUUACGGCGAUGGUGGCCUCAGCGACGUCUCAAGCCUAGCCUUGUUUAUUGCUUCCAUGACCAGCCUAGAGGUUUUGCGGUUGGACGACGACAGCUCGGAGCAUCCCUCGAGCGAGAUGCUCCUACAGCUCCCUACCUCACAGCUGCAAAAGCUUCGCGUACUGGAACUCACGAACCUCCUCCUUCCCACUAGUCCCAACCUCUCGGAGUGCCGCUCCUUGCGGUCCCUGAGUAUCAAGGAUGUCUUCCCGCAUCCCAACGCUGUUGAUCUACUCUCUAUCUUGUUAGACUGUCCUCACCUCGAAACACUUGCAGUCGUUCUUCGUCCCGAUACCACUCUGAUCACAGAUCGACUCCAUAGUCUCAUCCCUUCGGUGGACAUGCCGUCACUCCGGUUCCUCUUGAUCCAGGGAAAGCUAGCAGACAUCGUCCACGUCUGCGACCGGAUUCGUGUUCCGCCAACAUGUAUCAUAGACGUUUUCGACCGUUCGGCUGGUCGGCCCUUUCCUCCGGGUGUGGAGAGCAUGAUGUCUAUUGUACUUCCCAAGCAGACCGUCUUUCGCUCUGUCAUCUCUGCUUGCACGGGCAUCUCCCUGGACUUCCGCUGCCACAAGUGGGAGUUCAAAAUGAGCGGCUCAGAUGGUCAACCGCGCGUCAGCAUCACCCAUUUCCCCAUUUUAGGUACUUCGACUAUCACGCCGGUAUGGGAAGACUUCAUGCGCAUGCUGUCAACCGUAGCCAUCACCGAGUUCACCUUCGCCUACGAUAGGCUGCACGAGAUCACUGUGGACAUGUGGAGCGACUCCCUGUCGCGGAUGCCGACGUUGCAGGUGCUAUGCGUACUCGGGGGUUUUGUAGACACGCAGGGGUCCGCAACAUUCCCAACAGCUAUGUUCGAAGCUAUAUCUACCGUGUCGACAGCUACGGGAACAGCACAGUGCCCGCUCCUGCGUGGGCUUUUCUUCGCGAACCUGGUGCUUGAUCGAAUUACGGAAGAGGCCUUUCUCCGUGCAUUGCAGCGUCGGGAAUCCGUAGGCCGACGGCUCGAGCAGGUCUGCUUCUUGGAUUGUUUUCGCACCAAUCUUGUUGGAGAGGACUUCAAGGAGCGCAUGCAGGAAUAUGUGGACGUACGUGUGAUGUACCCAUUGUCCUUGGAGGAUGCAUUUCGGGUGGUUGAUCAGAGAGCACCAACGACUCGGAGCAGGGGGAGGGGGAUGUUCAAUUUCUUGACUCGGUUGCUGUCGCGAAGUUCCUAGGACACAGCCGAAGCAGGAGUACAAUGUCUGAUUGUCGGACAGGAAGCAAACUGCUGCCCGUAGAUAGCCUGUUCUCCAAUUCAG
Molecule: messenger RNA, 1807 nt
Organism: Dichomitus squalens LYAD-421 SS1
Lineage: Eukaryota; Fungi; Basidiomycota; Agaricomycetes; Polyporales; Polyporaceae
Exons: 4
Coding region: 161-1723 (520 amino acids)
Source: RefSeq, a predicted model, not a curated record